AUUUUCGUCACGACUUCCGCUUUUAAACUCUUAUCCACCUAACACACCACUCAAAGAUAGUCCUCCCCUUCUACUACGCAAAAACCCUUCCCAAUCCACGUUUCAUACACCUCCUCAUCGAUUCCAUUGCAAGGGUUCGCCAACUCGUUGAAAUGACCUAGGGUUCAUUGGGAGCUACUGCAACGAGUAGUCAACAGAACAUGUCGUUCGAGUCAAACGAAGAAGGUGAGGAGGAAGACGAAGUGAGAUACAGAGGAGAUAAGGAGUAGAUUCCAGAGGCAUUGCCGGUCAAACACAGGUGGUGGCGCAAGAGGCGUUGGAGCUCGACGAAAGCUGCCAUGGGGAAAUGCUUCGUAUGAAGAAGAAAAACUAGAGGAGGAUCGUAGUGUAUAUGGGAGAUGACUUCGUGUUCCAGUUGUUUGGGAAGCACAAAGAUAUGGAUGGAUGUGGGGUUAUGUCCUAGUUAUUGUGUCAGACUUGAUGGAGAAAACAAAGGUCUUGAUAAAGGGAAUAUGUCUAAAAUUGAUGACUAUCAGAAUUUGUUUGGUUUAAUGAAACAGAGGUUUAUGAGUUUCAAGAACUAGAAAUACAUGGUGGAAAUGAUCAUGAAAUCUAUGAAUCGGAACGGGCUAUCGAACACACAGACCUUCAAAGCACUUCUAUCAUCUGCAUCUUCAACCUAUCAGCUUGCAUCCUUAGGAGAACUGCUAUAUCAGUGCCACUACAACUACAGUGCUUGUGGACUUGGCUCUGAUGGAACAGAUAGGCUUGUACAUUUAGUGCAAGAGUUGCAGCACAGUGCUGAAUCUAAAUAUGAAGGUGGAACUUUAUAUGGAGCCAAGAUAACUGGUGGUGGUUCAGGCGGAACAGUUUGUGUAAUUGGUAGAAACUGUCUCAAGAGCAGUGAACACACUUUUAAGGAUGCACCAAAUGUGGAAAGACAUGACUAUGCGAAGACAUACCUCCUAGGACCAAUGUUUGGUCCUUAUUCGUUUAUAAAUGUAGUUGGAGGUAAAGAACAAUUUGAUGAUGAAGGAAGGAGCUACAAAAAUUUAGCAGAGGUCGCAGUUGUCAUGACAAUACUGAAAAAUCUACACAAGGCAUGGCUGACAUCAAAACAUGAAUUCAACAUCGGUAUUGUGAACUGUGAUGAUAGAUUUAAUGUCGUUGUGAGUUCUGUUGAUGGUUUUCAAGGAGGGGAGAAGGAUAUUAUCAUGUUAUCAACUGUAAGAACAAGUAGUAGAUCAUCUCUUGAGUUCAUUUCCUCUCCGCAGAGGACUAAUGUUGCUCUUACACGGGCUAGGCACUGCUUGUGGAUUUUGGGGAAUGAACGGGCGAUUACAAACAAUGAAAAUGUUUGGAAGGCUAUAGUGCUUGAUGCCAAGAACCGUAAGUGCUUCUUUAACGCCGACCAAGACGAGGAAAUGGUGAAAGCUAUAUUGGAUUCCAAGAAAAAGGCAUAUCAGUUUGAUGAUUUGCUUGAUACAAAUAGUGUCCUGUUUAGGAGCAAAUUAUGGAAGGUUUUGAAGAUAUGGGACAUACUACGUUUAGAAGAUAUCCAACAGUGGGCCCAACGCCUGGACAAAGUGUUUAGAAGAUACACUGAUGAAUAUAUUAGGAUGUGCAAAAAGAAAGGAACAAAUAAUCUUGUGAACAUAGAAUUUCCAUUGAAUUGGCCACUUUCAGCCAAUAUCCAAAAGUUUGAGAAUGUUAAUAAUGAUGAAAAUGAUCGAGAUGAAAAUAGCAAUGAUGAUACAAAUGAAGCCGAAAAAACAAGGGUUGAGCAGCAAGAGUGGUUGUUGUCGGCUUUAAAAGCAUAUUUGACAAGGAUCUGGGAGCUCUUGUAGAAGCAUUUUUUAUUUUGUUUUGCAGAGGUUUUCAUUCUUGGGAAGACUUCUGGAUAGGUAAUAUCCAUCUUCUGUGCAUCCUUCCAAGGAGGAACCCAAAGGUUCAAUUGAUCCAGCUAGGGUGCUGGAAAAAGCACACUCAAGUACGAAAGCUAAAGGUUCCUCUACCGCAUGCAUCAUUGCACUUACUGAUCAGCAGCAACACUUGCGAUUUUCUUCUUCUCCGAGCAACCCACACGCAGCUUCCACUCUUCCACUGCACGCCAACCGUUCGUUUCGACUUCACCACCGCUGCAGCGCUGCUACACCGCCGCUGCACCACCGCUACACCACCACGGGAGGUUGUUUCGGGGCCGCCGUUGCAUCUUCUUCUUCGAGCAACCAUCACCACUCUUCAAGUGCGCCGUUCGUUCUGCCUGCACCGCCGCUGCACUGCCACUUCACCGUCGACGAGAUUGUUCCGGCGCCGCUGCAUCUUCGUCUUCUCCGAGCAUGAAGUUCAUCGUCACCAGAUCUGGUGUUUUAUGGGCUGCUUUACAAGAAUCAGCUAUUGGUUGGGUCUUUUAAUUGCUUUUAUUUAUUGAUGGAAGUAAAUGAAAUUGCCAUUGCUAUGGUUUGUGAUAUUGAUUGAUGUUGAUAAUUUGAGGUCAGAUUUAAGAAUGAAUGUUUAUGCCAUUUUGUCAUUGUUGAUGCCAUUCCAUGUUAUGGGCUUAUGUUUGUGUUAAAAAUUAUGCUAUUGGCAGUGAUUGAAUCACAAAGAUGCCAUUUUUUCUUUUCAUUCCAGCAAGAAAAUUAUUGUUUUACCUCCAUCAGAAUCCGUGGUAUUUUCUCUAAGUUUAAUCUUUCAAUGCUUCGCAACUAUUUCUUUUUUUCUCAGUGUGAUUGAAGCACCCACAGGUAAUGAGGAAAGUGAAGACCCAGAGUUUUUUUUUUUUUUAUUUCUGGUACACAAUUAGGCCUCGGUUGGUGGAAACUGAGGCAGUAACUAUGCAAUAUGCCUCGGGUUGAUAACCGAGGCAUAAAGAAGUAUCUUUUUACCUUGGCAGUAUAUGCAUCGGGUGCGAACCCGAAGUCAAAAGUUAAAAAUAACCGCUGUCGUUUUCCUUCCCUGCACUAGUGAUUGCAUAGUAAUUUCUAAACUUUGUUCCUGAACUUUGACUCUUUUUUUUCUGCUUUUCUUCAUUUUAUAUUUUUAAUUGAGGGCUUGUGAUUUUUCUUGGUUACAAAUAUUCUACUCUAAUUUGUAAGUAAAUAAUUUUGCUAUUAUGUAAUUUUGAAAGAGAUCUCUGUUUUGUUUCAUUCUUCACAUAUCUUCAUUAUUGUGUGUUUCUUGCAUAGGGCCUUAAUGCUAUCAAUUUAGGAGAUAGUGGGUUUAUGGUAGUCCGGGAUGGGUGCACCGUAUUCCAAUCCCUAGUGCAGCAACAUGAUUUCAAUUUCACCUAUCAGCUGGAAUGUGGUAGGAAUGGUGAUUUACCUAGUUCUGGUCAGGAUGUAAUGCAGGUGUGACGGAGCAAAGCGGUGCAGUUCCAAUGGUGCGGUGCAAUUCUAGUUAUACGGUGUAGGUUUGGCACGAUGCAAUGUAUGGGGAUGUGGUGUGAGUUUUCAACCUAAGAAAAAGUGAAAAUUAGGAAAAGGAAACCAAUAAAGCUAUUGAUCAUGACGAUGGUGUGAUGUUAAAAGGCCAAACCAGAUAUGAACACAUUGUUCUUGGACUCAAAACUCUGAAACCACCCCUAGCCAGUGAUGGGAGGCACGAGGAUUUCCAACGCAUGCCAACCCUUGAUGAUGGAAUCUUAUGUGCGAAAGUUGAUCUGAGAAGAGAGAAUGAAGCUGGUUCGCAUGAUGGAGGCUCGAAUUCUGCUGAACCUGGUGCACAAGCCAAGACUAGCGAACUUGAGGCGUGAGUCUGUUGAUCCAAGGGAGAGCAAAGUUAAUCAUGAUGGAUGGAGGUGAUUUGGGAAGUGUAGAGAUGAAAUGGAAGCAUGACUUGAUGGACAAUCGAGAGAGACAAAGUAGAUCAAAGGCGCAUCGAUACUGGUUCGAGAAAUGGGUUAGGUUUUUCAUCUUUUCUGAUUUUUGGUGAAGGGUUUAAAAUGGGCAGAUUUAAGUUUUGUGGGAGAGCCCUGGGCAACAAGAUAGAGAGAAAUUUUGAGAACUAGGGUUCAUCUUCUGGGUGUGAGCAAGAGUGAGAGGGAGUGCAUUGUAAGAUAGUUUUCCCCAAUUCUGAUGACCACAAAGUGACCUUCAGAAAUUCUAGAUUUCUUGUUAGCACUCCAUUUUGUAUUAUUUUUCCUUUCUAAAACUUUCUUUUAGUUUAAAUAAAUAUUUGUUUGUCUUUUAUUAAUUAGUUUUUAUUGUUAUUGUAGAGAAAUAGAGUUUUCUUAAAAGUAUGGUAAAAAGGUUUCUUAUAGUAGUAUUUUAAUGCAUUUAGUUUUGUUCUUUUAGAAUUGUCCUUUUUAGAAUAAAUUUGCUUUGCCAUGAAAAUCCUUAUUUUGUUGAUUUGCAUGUGAGUCCUUUAAUCCAAUUGUCUCUUAAUCCCUGGGAGAUCAACUGAAACUUUUGACUAAGGAUUCCCAACAAAACACACGUUUCAUUUAAUUGGGUUAAUCAAUCCUUUGCUUUUGAUGAAUGGGAAGCGCGAGGAUUUUCAACACAUGCCAAACCUUGAUGCUAAAGUCUUAUGUGCGAGAGCCGAUCGAGGCUGAUUUGCGUGAUGGAGGCUUAAGAUUUAGAAAUCUGAUGCGUGAAGGGAGCAAGGAUCAUGAGGUAGGUUCUUCAUCAUUUCUGAUUUUCAACUUUGGGGGGUUUUAUGGGGCAGAUUUAGGUUGUAUUAGGGGAGCCCUAGUGGUGCAAAAGAUGAGUGCAAAGUAGACUUUAGAGAUUUGGUUUUCUCUCUAGCAUGUGGGUAGCUCUACUUGGCCUUUCACGAGCAUAAAGUAACUGAGAAGUGUAAGAUCCGAGAAUAAUUAGACUAAAGGGAAAUGUAAGAUCCGAGAAAAUUAAAUAAAUAAAUAAAUAUUUAUUUAAUAAAUGUGAAGGACGAAAACUGUAAAUUAGUUAAUGAGUAGAGAGAACACAAAUAAUAGUGCUAGCUCAAGUGGUUUAAAGUACUUGGUUGUGAUGAGAGGACUUGAGUUCGAAUCUUGUGUAUGCUAUUAGUAUUAUAAUUUAAUAAAUUAAUUAUUUUGCAUUUAUCCAUGAAUGUGUGUAGGUAUUCAAAAUAGCAAGAAACACAAAUUGGCUUGUUGGUUGUACAUUUGUUAGUCAUUAUGUGGAUCUGGGUUCAAACCUUUGUUGGUGUAAAAAUAAUUUCUUUUUGCAUAAUGAUCAUGUGGAUCAAUGGGAGAAACUUAGAAAAUCCUAGCCAUCAAUGUGAGAAGUCGAGGGGUGGAGAAACCAUUAGGUUAAUGGUAAUUGAAAAAUUUUCGUUUUAUUUUUUUAUUGAAUUUUUAAGAGUGGGGAAGGAGAGGUUGAAUGAGUAAAUUAAGGUGAGAAAGAGAGGGGCAUUAUGGGGCAGCGUAAGGGUGUAGAAGAGAGCACUACAAUUGAGUUUAAGAGAGUACUUGGAAGGCUGGAGGAGGCCGUUGAGUAGAAGCCAAUGUGGUGUUUUUUUUUUGGAGUAAGAAAAGUCUUUAAAAAAGCACUCGGAGCAGGAAAUCCAGGUUAGGGGAAGCUGAACUUGUUCCUUUUCUCUUUUGUGGUUUGAUGCAUGAUUCUUGUUGUUUGCUCCGGUGUAUGAACACAUCCAAAAUGCUUGAAUAUCUUUUGUUUUCUGUCUGUUGUUUUUUUUUUUUUUGUCUUUUGGGUGUAUGAAUCGGUUAGGGGAGCUACAACUUGUGUCUAUGAUUGAUUGUUUAUGAGAUUAAUGUCAAUGGAUUAAUGGGAUGGUGAAUUAUAAAAUUUGGAUUAAGUUUUGGUGUAAGGGGAGCUACAUCUUGUAUCUAUGGCUAUUUGUUUAUAUGAUGAAUGUCUUGUAUAUGAGAUAAGAAGGGUUUAUCCUUGUGGUAAAAGAAUGUUAGGUUUUUUGGUGUGAGGGAUAUUGAUCUUGUGAAAUGCAUAUUUGGGUUAUGUUUUUUAUCUUCAUCUUAUUACCAUGUGAAUUUAUUUGAGGUUGGGGCAAUGGUUGUAAAUAUAACUUGUUUUCCUUUGGAGUGUUAAUUAUGGUUGAAGUAAGCAUGAUUUUAUAAUGGGCUUUUGGUUAAGAUUGCAGAAUUUCGUGAACUGCAGGACGUUGGUGGUAAGUUGAUUAGAAAUUUUGUUUAAAGUAAUUGAUGAACUAAAUUUAUCAUUUAGAAAAGUAGAGGUUAAAUAUUGUAUGAAAUGAAAUUGUUUUGUUGUUGUUCUUGAGCAUAUGGGAAAAUCCAUGGUGUAAUAGCAAUUGGAAAUGUUUCCUUAUGAUGAAAUUAUGAUUUGUGUUGGAGUACUAUAAAUUAGUUAAAUUUGGGGUCUUGGAUAAAGUUAGUGGAGCGAGUAUGGUUCCUAAGGGUACUGUUAAUUUGGGUUCUGAUGCAGUAAGAUUUUAUGAGUUUAUUAAGAAUCCAUCAGUUGUGUCAACGCUUGGGUGAAUUUUAGUUCUUGGUUUUCCUCUUACAAUUUUGAAGCCAAAUCAAUAGGUUGUGGUAAAAUCCACUAGUCACUUGUGGAACUCACUGUUUUGACUCUUGCGCAUUUGAAGCCAAACUACAGGUUGUGGGAAAAUCCACUGGUCACUUGUGGAACUCGCUAUUUUGACUCUUGUAUAUUCGAAGUUAAAUCCACAGGUUGUGGCAGAAUCCACAAGUCAUUUGUAGAGCUCACUAGUUUGCAUUUUUGUUUUCUAGAGCUAAAUCCAUAGCUUGUGGAAAACUCCACUGGUCACACAUGGAACUUACUGUUUUGUUGUUGUGGUUUGUUUUAACAUGAUGUUGUUGCUAGUUUAAAAAUGUGUUGUUUAUGUAUUAUUUAGUGCAGAAUUGUCGGGUAUAACACUUGUUGUUGAUGGGUUGUGUGAAUACAUGUGAAAGUAUAAAUGUAUAUGAUUGUUACAUAUGGUGUGUGAUUGUGCAUUCUGAGUCCUUCUAUGAUUCUUGGAUGUUAAUUAUGAACGAUAAAUUUGAUGAUUAAAUAGUAUAUGUAUUGUGUAGGAAUUGAAAUUAAUUUUUGCUAGAUGAACCAGUAAAGGUAACUUUUACUGGUGUGGCACCUGGCGGAAGUCACGCAAUGUGACAAUUUUGGCAAAACAGUGAUGUGGCGCCUGGCGACGCGAGGAGUGGCAUCAGACGGAUAUGGCUGUGGCUGAGAAUUUUAUGCUUGAAGGACUAAGUCCAUAUGGGGUCCGGGAUGUCCUUGGCAGUGAGUCAUAAGCGAGAGAGUUCAUGACAUUGUGGGACUGCAUGAUUGACGAGGGUGGAUGCGUCCACUGAAGGCUACUUUGGGCGAGGGGGUCCACAGUAUGGUGAUUGCAUGCGUGUCAUGGUCCAAGCGAGUGAAGGUUCGGAUGGUUGGACUAUGGACGAGGGAGUCCGUAGGGCAGAACAAGUCCCGAGACCUAUAUGAAAUUGCAUAUAACUCAUGUAGGGUAUGAGUUCAUGGGGGUAUAAGAGAUUUAUAGAUAAAUAAUAUGGAACUUAUU
This is a messenger RNA of Vigna unguiculata (cowpea), 7458 nucleotides long. RefSeq lists its product as uncharacterized. The record is from RefSeq and is a predicted model, not a curated record. Lineage: Eukaryota; Viridiplantae; Streptophyta; Magnoliopsida; Fabales; Fabaceae.